GGGUACGGCAUUUGAAAAAUUAAAAUUAAAAUUAAGAACUUCAGGUCCUAUAUAAAACACACGCACUGCUAUCUGUCUGUCUCUCCCUCUAUCUCUCUCACACACACUCUUUCUUUGAAGCUAAGCAGAAAAUGGGGACAGAAGACAACACACCACCAUCUCUGAGCUCACCAUUGAUCGAAGUCUGUGAAGAAGAUGAUGCAGUUAAGGAGAUUGAAAAACACGAGGGAAGCCAUGGAAGGGGUUUUAAGAGAAAUGAAAUUGUUGAAGAAGUAAAGAAGCAGUUAUGGCUAGCAGGGCCUCUUAUAUGUGUGAGUCUGUUACAGUACUCUGUACAGAUAAUAGCUGUUAUGUUUGUAGGUCAUCUUGGUGAAUUGUCUCUCUCUGGUGCUUCCAUGGCCCUUUCCUUCUCAUCCGUCACCGGUUUCAGCUUGCUAAUGGGAAUGUCAAGUGCACUGGAUACAUUAUGUGGACAAUGCUAUGGUGCAAAGCAGUAUCAUAUGAUGGGCAUACACAUGCAGAGAGCCAUGCUUGUUCUUUCAAUUGUUUGCAUACCCCUUGCUAUCAUUUCCGCAAACACAAGAAUCAUUCUAACAGCUCUUGGCCAAGAUGCUGCCAUAGCAGCACAAGCCGGACAAUUUGCCCGUUUCCUGAUCCCUUCCCUUUUUGCAUAUGGACUUCUUCAGUGCCUUGUGAGGUUCUUACAAACUCAAAACAUUGUGUUCCCAAUGAUGCUGAGCUCUGCCAUUACAGCUUUGCUGCACAUCCCUCUCUGUUGGAUUCUUGUGUUUACAUCUGGACUUGGAAGCAGGGGAGCUGCCUUGGCAGUUUCAAUCUCUUUUUGGAUCAAUGUGCUAUUAUUGGCACUUUAUGUCAGGUUCUCUUCAUUAUGUUCCAAAACUUGGACAGGCUUCUCGAAGGAGGCAUUUCACAACAUUAUUCCAUUUGUUAGACUCGCUAUUCCUUCAGCUGUGAUGGUCUGCUUGGAAAUGUGGUCCUUUGAACUGAUUGUUCUUCUAUCUGGUCUUCUUCCAAACCCAAAGUUGGAAACCUCAGUGCUUUCUAUCAGCCUAAAUACAGCGGCAAUGGUUUGGAUGAUCCCAUUUGGACUCAGUUCUGCUGUCAGCACUCGCGUCUCAAAUGAAUUAGGAGCAGGGCGUCCAGAAACCGCACGUUUAGCAGUGUGUGUUGUCUUAGUCAUGGCCAUUACUGUGGGUUUAUUGGUGGGAUCAGUCUUGAUACUGAUACGCAACUUCUGGGGCUAUGCUUAUAGCAAUGAAACACAAGUGGUCAAAUAUCUAGCAACCAUGAUGCCAAUACUUGCAACAUCCAACUUCUUAGACGGUCUCCAGUGUGUUCUUUCAGGCACUGCUAGAGGAUGUGGCUGGCAGAAGAUUGGAGCAUAUAUUAAUCUUGGGUCGUAUUAUUUAGUUGGAAUUCCACUGGCUAUUGUAUUUUCUUUUGUCAUUCACAUCGGUGGAAAGGGGCUCUGGCUCGGGAUCAUAUGUGCAUUGAUUGUGCAAGUGUUAUCACUUCUUACCGUAACCAUACGCACCAACUGGGAGAAAGAGGCAAAAAAAGCUACAGAAAGAGUAUAUGACACAACUGUUCCCGUGGACGUAGUGUCAUGAAGCUGGAUUAUAUAUUAUCUACAACAGGCUUCACUUACACUUGACGAUAACGAGUCACGAACACACCACAGAAAAUCUUGACAGUGUCAGCAGCAGCACUGGUGCAACUACAUAUGCUUGGCACAAUACUCAAGCUAUAUCUUGAGCAUUACCAUUCUUAGUGGAUGCUGAGGCUUGAAGAUGCAACUCAAUAAUAAGUUAGCCUAUCCCAGUUUUGGUGUUAUUUGGGAAAUUCUUCUGAAAAUCUAGCAGAGAUGUCUUUUCCCUUUGGAUGCUAUGACAAUUUUACAAAUGCUUGAAACAUGUAAACUUUAACUAGGAAGAAUAAAUCCUAUGGAUGGAGAUGGAUCAUUCAAUGAAAAAUGUAUCAUCCUUCUUCUUUUCCGCCCUUUUUA
Prunus dulcis (almond) is the source of this 2026-nucleotide messenger RNA. RefSeq names its product protein DETOXIFICATION 16-like. Gene Ontology annotation, molecular function: xenobiotic transmembrane transporter activity; antiporter activity. NCBI's taxonomy places the organism in Eukaryota, Viridiplantae, Streptophyta, Magnoliopsida, Rosales, Rosaceae. Bases 132 to 1631 code for a protein of 499 amino acids. The transcript is spliced from 9 exons. Gene Ontology annotation, biological process: xenobiotic detoxification by transmembrane export across the plasma membrane. Gene Ontology annotation, cellular component: membrane. The record is from RefSeq and is a predicted model, not a curated record.